Molecule: messenger RNA, 513 nt
Organism: Coprinopsis cinerea okayama7#130
Lineage: Eukaryota; Fungi; Basidiomycota; Agaricomycetes; Agaricales; Psathyrellaceae
Product: impact family protein
Exons: 4
Coding region: 1-513 (170 amino acids)
Source: RefSeq, a predicted model, not a curated record
AUGUCCACGCGAAGCGACAGCCAUAAAGCUCCAAAUGGCGACGCAUUGCAUGUACGCGUAUCGGACGACGGACCCAUCGAGUUCGCAGCUGGUGGUAGGACAGAACGAUGGCGGAGAGAGUGGAAGCGGCGACCGGUUAUCUCGUCUGCUCGAGCUGUCGAGGGCAGACAACGUGGUGGUCGUGGUCUCACGGUGGUAUGGAGCGCGUUGGCUCUCCCUGUCACGGUCUCUGAUACAGUCUUUGAUUUUACGCUUCCCCUUGGCUUGCCGAUUAACACGGAUCUUACCUUGCGCGUUGUGAAAGAAGGUCCACGGGUCUACAUUGAUAAGUCUGGGAGACCAGAAUUCACGAACUCGGGGAAUGUGUAUCGGCAAGUCGCGGUUGGUGCAUUGCGUGUUAAGAGACCAGUGUCCUUGCCAGAUGAUCAUUUUGGUCCUGAUUUCUGCGUCCUGGCCGAUUGCUUCCAAUGUGUCGAGCAAGGAUGGGAGAAACUUGGACAAGGUUGUCUCUAA